UGAAAUGAGGUGAUUGAAGGCGGAACAUUACAUGUCAUCUAUUGAUCAAGGGCCUUAAUUUGCAUUGGAUUUAGCAUCAAUGAGAUCAUGAAUGGAUGGCAAUGAUGAUUUCUUUAUGGGCAGAUGUAUAAAUUAAGGCUAAGUUGGAAGUUUGGCAUAGGGGUUCCUCUCUGCAGGCGCUAUUUUCAAGUCCAACCUUAAAUGUGGUCAGGUGUGGGCAGUCCAUGGAGAUCUAAACAGCAAGAUCGAUAGUGGGAUCUGAUGCGUUUUCCAAGCCUUUUUCCCUGAAUUUGGAUCCUCAUCAGCAUCUCUCUCUCUCCGUUUCUUCAAUCAGGAAUGACUGAUCUAGCUGGUGGGGCAGGAGGUGAGAUAUAUAGAGAUGGGAGACGUCUAGCGACUUUUGCCAUUAGAAAUAUUCUUUAUCUGUGGGAUCUGAACAGAAACCAUAAAAAGUUAAUGGAUGAAGCCAAGGAGCUCAAAGACACGAGGGAGACUAUACAGAGAAAAAUAAGUAGGUUUGAGAAGCCGGGCAUAGGAGAGUGGAUUCGUAGGGCUUCAGAUAUUGAAAAAGAAGUGAAAGAGCUAGAAAGCAGAUACAACGAAGUAACGCAGCAUAAAUGGAGAUUGCUUUCUCGUGCAAAUCUUAGCAAAGAGAUGAAAGAGAACUGCAAAGAAGUUUGUAGUCAGUGGGGAGAAGGACAAAAGAAGAUAGCAGACCUGGUCUCGCCAGAGCGUGUCACAAGAAAGGGAACACACAAACUAGAAGAAAACUCAUCAUUGCACAAAGUUUUACAACAUGUACUGCAGUUUCUAAAUGAUAAAAAAAUAAGAAGAAUUGGAAUCUGGGGCAAGGUGGGAACUGGGAAAACCACGGUAUUGCAGAACUUGAAUAAUCAUGAAACAGUUGCCAAAAUGUUUGAUAUGGUCAUCUAUGUAACUGUCCGAAAAGAGUUGGGAGAAAAAGGGGUGCAAGAUGAAAUCCUAAGGCGGCUACUAUUGGAUGUAGAUGGUAAUGCAGAUGUUAAUGUAGAUGCUUGGAUAAUAUCUGAAGAAUUGAAGGGAAAGAAGUGUUUGAUUCUCUUGGAUAAUGUACCGGACUGGAUUGAUCUAAAUAGAAUAAUGGGAAUCGACGAGAACCCGGAUAGCAAGGUAGUGGUCGCGAGUAAAUAUGAUGUCUCCAAUAGCUGUGUGAUGAAGGUUGAUGAGCUAGUUAAAGUGGAGCCAUUGUCACAUCAUGAAGCUUGGAACAUGUUCCAGAAAAAAGUAGGUGAUUACAUUUCUAAUCCCAAAAUUGCACCACUGGCGAGGGGUGUGGUUAAAGAGUGUUAUGGGUUGCCAAUGCUGAUACACAGACUAGCAAUAGCCUUCAAAGAGAAGGGGCAAAAUGAAGUGCUUUGGAGGGAUGGAUUGGAACGGUUGAAAACAUGGGACAGUGUCAAACUCGAUUACAUGGAUGAAAUGCUGGUACGCUUACAGAUUUGUUAUGAUGAUUUGGAAGAUGAUGAACAGAAGGUUUGCUUUUUGUAUGGUGCAUUGUAUCCCGAAGAAAGUGAGAUACAUGUAGAUUACUUGUUAGAAUGUUGGAAGGCUGAAGGUUUUAUUGGUAGUGCAAGUGCUUUCACAAGGGCACGCUGGAGUGGGCAUCGGGUACUGAAUAAGCUUAUCAAGGUAUCUUUGCUGGAGAGAAGUGAUGAAAGUAAAUGUGUUAAGAUGAAUAACUUGUUUCGGAAAAUGGCGCUCAGGAUCUCAUCGCAAAGUACAAAUUCCAAAUUUUUAGUGAAGCUACCUGAGGGGUUAGAAGAUUCCCCAAAGAAGGAAGAAUGGGAACAAGCCAGUAGGAUUUCUUUGAUGAAGAGCCGACUAAGAACUUUACCCAAAACUCUAAAUUGUUCCCGUCUGUUAACAUUGUUGCUUCGAAGUAAUAUGGACUUAACUUCCAUUCCUAACUGGUUCUUCAAAUCGAUGUCCCUUCUCCAAGUUCUAGAUCUCCAUGGCACUGGGAUUGCAUCACUGCCUCCAUCCUUACCCUCCUUGAUUAACCUCAAAGCGCUCUAUUUAGAUUCCUGCUCUGAGUUGAAAGAAAUCCCAUCUAGUGUCGAAAAGCUUGAGCAUCUUGAGGUGUUGGAUAUUCGAAAGACCAAACUUAAUUUACUUCAAAUUAGAAGUUUAGUAUGGUUGAAGUGUUUGCGAUUAUCAUUGUGUAAUUUUAAUACGGCAAACUAUGCUGAAGCACAAGUGUCAAGGUUUGAUUUGUUGGAGGAAUUGACAAUUGAUGUUGGUUCAUUGGAAGAAGGGUGGGACAAGAUUGUAGUUCCAGUAAUAAAGGAGUUAGUUAAGUUGAAAAAAUUGACUUCUCUUCGAUUUUGUUUCCCUAAAGUAGACUGCCUUGGCUUAUUUGUUGAAGAAAGCCCGGUGUGGGAGCAUCCCGACUUGACAUUUCAUUUUUCUUUUGGUUACCAUGACUCAGACUUUGCUCAAAUUCUCGAGUCUAUCGAUCAUCCAGGCCACAACAUCUUGAAGUUGGCUAAUGGUGAUGGUGUAAAUCCUAUAAUCAUGACGGUGCUAAUGAAAACCAAUGCAUUGGGACUAAUUGACUACAAAGGAGUUUUUAGUCUAUCGGAUUUUGGCAAUGAGAAUAUGAAUGGGAUAUCUAAUUGUUUGAUUAAAGGAUGCAGUGAAAUUAAGACCAUUAUCCAUGGUAAUGAAAUAUCAGAGGCUGUGUUACAAUGGUUGGAAAAUUUGCACAUAACCGAUGUCCCAGAAUUGGAAAACAUUUGGCAUGGGCCUGUUCAAGCUGGAAGCUUGUCUCGAUUGACAACUGUGACAUUAAGUCAAUGUCCGAAGUUGAAGAAGAUAUUCUCUAAUGGUAUGAUCCAACAACUUGUUAAACUGAAGCACUUGAGAGUUGAAGAAUGCCAUGGAAUUGAAGAGAUUAUCAUGGAAUCCGAGAAUACACAACUAGAAAACCAAGCACUUCCAAAGUUGAAGACCCUAGUACUCUUUGAUCUUCCAAUUCUAACAAGCAUCUGGGUUGAAAAUUCAUUAGAGUGGCCAUCUUUACAAGAAGUUAAGAUAUCUAUGUGCUUCAUGUUGAAUAGUUUACCUUUCAACAAGGUCAAUGCAACCAACUUGAGAUCCAUUGAAGGGCAACAAUCAUGGUGGGGAGCACUAGUAUGGGAAGAUGAUGCCAUUAAAGAAAGAUUACAACCUCUUUGCAUCCUCAACUAGCUCCUUUGAUUUCAUUUCCUAUACUGCGGUUUUAUUGUAAAGCUAAUCAGGAUAGUUGCUACUGGUGAGACAAAGUAAGUUUGUGUGCAGGAUUCAAAAACUUUGGCAUGCACUUGCUUGAGAUUUACUAUCUUUUUCUUGUAUUUGUUUGAGAUUUGAUACUUUGGGUUGUGUUUGUUUAAGAUUUGCUACUUCAUAUUGUAUUUGUGUAUGAUUGCUUCUU
This is a messenger RNA of Vitis riparia (riverbank grape), 3451 nucleotides long. Its product is annotated as disease resistance protein RPS2-like. The transcript is spliced from 3 exons. Lineage: Eukaryota; Viridiplantae; Streptophyta; Magnoliopsida; Vitales; Vitaceae. The record is from RefSeq and is a predicted model, not a curated record. Gene Ontology annotation, molecular function: ADP binding. The coding region runs from base 337 to 3228 and encodes 963 amino acids.